UUCGGCUGUGACGUUGUUGUUGUUGGUGUCUCUCUCUUUUGCUUUGCUUGCUCUCUUUUAUAUAAGAUCUCACUGCCCUUUUUAUUUCUCUCUUUAUCUCUCAAGAAAGAGAGACAAAACAAAACACAACCCGAAGACCUUAAACAGAGAAAGGGAACAUGAAAACGAGAAGAGGGCUUUGUUAUCCAAGAACGGACGCUCUUGAUUUAGAUAAAAGAUUAGUGAAGAGAAGAAAAUUAGGAGAGAUCAUCGCCGCAGCAACCGCAACCGGUGAACAAAUGGUUUGCCGGAAAAGACAGAGAUUAUCGCCGGAGAAGAUUGCUGGAGAUAAAACUGACUUUUUUUAUGCUUUACCCGAUGAUCUUGUUACCUGUAUUCUUUGCAAGCUUAGCUCCUCUGCUUCUUGUCCUUCUGAUUUUGUCAACGUGUUAGCAACGUGCAAGAGAUUAAAUGGAUUAGGUCUCAAUUCUAUAGUACUAUCUAAAGCUUCGCCAAAAACAUUCGCUUUAAAAGCCAAGAACUGGUCCGAUUCCGCCCACCGAUUCUUGAAACUCUGUGCCGAUGCCGGAAAUGUUGAAGCUUGUUAUACUCUUGGCAUGAUUCGAUUCUACUGUUUACAAAACCGAGGGAGCGGAGCUUCCUUAAUGGCAAAAGCGGCGAUUAGUUCACACGCUCCGGCGCUUUAUUCUCUUGCGGUUAUACAGUUCAAUGGCAGCGGCGGCUCGAAAAAUGAUAAGGAUUUACGAGCCGGCGUGGCUCUAUGCGCGCGAGCUGCGUUUUUAGGUCAUAUCGACGCACUCCGUGAGCUUGGUCACUGCCUUCAAGACGGUUACGGCGUCCGACAAAACAUCGCCGAGGGUCGACGAUUCCUGGUGCAAGCAAACGCUCGUGAGUUAGCUGCUGUGUUAUCUAACCCUAAUUCGGAUUUAAACACGCGCGCGUGGGUAAAUUGGAAUCCACACGCGCACUCUAACCACAGGCAUGCGAGUGGUCCUGGUUGUCCAUUGUUAAGUGAUUUCGGGUGUAAUGUUCCGGCUCCUGAGGCACACCCAGCUAGCCGGUUCAUGGCCGAUUGGUUUGCUACUCGAGGCGGGUCACCGGGUCAGGGGCUCCGAUUAUGUUCUCACGUGGGUUGUGGUCGACCGGAAACCAGAAAACACGAAUUCAGAAGAUGUUCUGUUUGCGGAGCAGUCAAUUAUUGCUCACGCGCUUGUCAAGCGCUCGAUUGGAAAUUAAGGCAUAAGGAAGAGUGUGCUCCUGUCGAACGGUGGGUAGUGGAGGAUGGUGAGGGUGGAGAGGCAGGUGUUGGUGAUGGGAACCAAAACGUUGUCGUUGAUAGCUAGUAGAAAUAGUAACAACGGUAACGGCAGAUGGAAGGUUUCAACGGAUAUAAGACGGAGAAAGAGGAUACUGAGAGACCGUUUUGGGGUUGAAAAAGCAUAUUUUAAGUUAAAAAAACUUUUCACCAUGGUCUGUUUGCAUAGCACAGAAGUUUUGUUCCUCUUGUCUGUAUAGAAGAGGGUAUAUCGAAGAAAUCGAGGUUACCUUUUUUUUCUGGGUUAACUUUAUUUUUUUUGUACUUUAAAUUAAAUCGUAGGGGAUAGGGAGGGGCCUUUCUUUUUAGGGUAUGUAUCCUUUAACCGGCUCCAUUAGGGUGUUACUGCGAAUGGCAGACCGGCAAGGGUAACUUUUGCUUUAUUUUCUUCAGUUUCCUUUUUUUUCUUUUCAUUCCUCCUCACCUUUCUGUACUAUAGAGUCAACUUAAUCUCAGUCAGAGGGAAAAAGAAUGCAAAUUCCAGCAAUUUUCCUUUCUCA
This is a messenger RNA of Ricinus communis (castor bean), 1815 nucleotides long. Its product is annotated as F-box protein At1g67340. Bases 159 to 1343 code for a protein of 394 amino acids. The transcript is spliced from 3 exons. Lineage: Eukaryota; Viridiplantae; Streptophyta; Magnoliopsida; Malpighiales; Euphorbiaceae. The record is from RefSeq and is a predicted model, not a curated record. Gene Ontology annotation, molecular function: protein binding.